Messenger RNA from Dentiscutata erythropus, 335 nucleotides. The record is from the annotation of a GenBank genome assembly. NCBI's taxonomy places the organism in Eukaryota, Fungi, Glomeromycota, Glomeromycetes, Diversisporales, Gigasporaceae.
UAUAGAAGAAAAAUUGGGUUUAAAAUUUAAUAAGUAUAAAACAUUUCGUGAUUCUAUGAUUUCAGAAUCAUUUUUAUCAAUUUUUCAAAAAGUUCAAUCAAAAGUUAUGUUACCGGCUUUUAAUAAGGCAGCUAAAUCAGAGCAACAAAAAGACUAUGCAGCAGUUAUAAUGUGGUUAACUCAAGUUUUACAACAAUACCCAAAAAGCUAUUCAAUUCGAUGUAGACGAGCGUUUGCAUCCUACCAACUUGAAAUUUAUUCAGAAGCUAUAGAUGAUUUAGAUAUUGCAAUUAAAUUAAAGCCAUCAAAAUCAUUGGCUUAUAUUUAUAGAGGCC